AUGAUGAGACGCUUCCCCGUCGUGCCCAUUCUUGGUGUUGUGCUCCAUGAUGAGACAAGGCAGUGGAUGACACAAAUGCCGACAGGAUUUUCCGCGGAUGAGGAUGAGGAACAAAUUGAAAACGAGGACGAGGAUGAAUUUCAAGAAGCCUCCGUAACAGAACCCGGAGAUGCUGAACAACAGAGUCAUAUCGUCGCGGGCUUCAUCACACAAUACAUGGGCCGGAGCCUUGAGCUGUUCGGAGCAGUUCAACCCAGUAGGAUUGGCGAGUCGAACGAAAAACAUCUGCCUUCCAUGCCCGCACUCGGAUCCCUCAUUCCUACAGCCGACGUGCCCAUAACGAUAGAGCAGCUCCUAGACCUCGUCAAAGGAGUCCGGGAAUUAUCAAGGUGCAGGGUCACCCACGGCGAUAUCUGUUACUGGAACAUCGUGCUCGAGGAGCCCGAGCCCCAUUCCGUAUCGGCUAUUCCGAGGCUUCUGUUGAUAGAUAUGGGUGACACAGCACCAGAAUAUGAAAAUGAUGCAGUGGCUCUGGCAGGUGUGCUUCUCUGGUGUGUCACACACUCACCAAUCUUGCGUGAGAAUACUGCGUCAAGGAACAAGGUUAUCAUCGCGUCAGCAUUGUUGAAUGAGGUCGAUUUUGACACGGCUAUCGAGGUAUUGUCGCCAGCGUCUGUGUCAGAGGAUGACUACAAAGCCAACUUGGAAGGCGUCAUAUUCUCCUGA
This is a messenger RNA of Diaporthe citri, 726 nucleotides long. RefSeq lists its product as uncharacterized. NCBI's taxonomy places the organism in Eukaryota, Fungi, Ascomycota, Sordariomycetes, Diaporthales, Diaporthaceae. The transcript has a single exon. The record is from RefSeq and is a predicted model, not a curated record. The coding region runs from base 1 to 726 and encodes 241 amino acids.